AUGCUAUUUAUUGGACUGGAAAAAGAUAUUGAACUUUUCAGGAAGAAAUUGCAGCAACAAUAGUUUCAAGAUCUUAUUGGUGAAGAUGAUGAAGAGGAAGACAAGCAGCAAAGUGUUGAAAAACCUUUGACGAAAAAAAAACUCGAAAAAUUGAAUUCUUAAAAGGCUUAAUAAAUAAGACCACCAAUAGAAAUGAGUGAUAUUGCUAUGAAUGAAGAAUACUUUGAUGAUAUAAUUAGUUUAAAAUCAGAGGAAUCAAUCAUUGAAGUUUGUAAAAAGAAACCAAGAAAAGAGCAUAUAACACCAUAAUCUAUUGAUGACGAUGAUUUUGAUGAUUUAGCAUUUUCUUAAGAAAACUCAGCAAAUAAGAAUAAUAAUUCGUAAGCAAAAAGAAAAAGAAGACCACGAAAUAAUUAAAACAAUAAACCUCAAAGAGUAUUUAUGUCAACUAAACUCAACCAAGAGAUAUUUGAAAAAUUUCAAAAGUUCACCAUAUCCAUUGAUUAAGUGCCAGAUCUUGCUAAUGAUGGAUCAUAAGCAAUGGUGCUGAGAUGCUUUAAGCAUCAUUAGUAUUUUUAGGACAAAAGUGCUCUCAGUAAAAAUGAUGAUGAAGAAUUCUUUGAUAUUUUGAAGUCUAUCGAUAAGAAUUAAAAUUUAUGUCCUUUAACUAUUCUAAUAAGAACAAAUAUUCAAGGUUAUUGGUAAAUUGAGAAAGAAAUAACGAAUUUGUAUUUGCAUGAACCAUUGAUGCAUUAGAUGUAGCAGAGUACAAUUCUCAAAAAAAGAUCAAUGAAGGAAGUCAAUAAUCUAAAGUUCGAUGAGAUAGUAAAUAGAUCUAAAAAUAAUAACAACAUAGGCAAUAUGAAUAAUCAAAAUGAUUUUGAAAGUGAGUUUCAAAUGGAUGAAACUAAUUUAAAUGUGAAUUUCAAACUUAAAAAAAAUACAAAUAAAUAUGAAUUCGAUCCUGAAGUUAGCACAAAGCCAACAAUGUCUCCUUAGACAGAGUAGCAGAUAUCAGAGGAUUAUCCCUAGCCUGAAAAUAAUAUAAGUUUGCUUAGCGAUAAAUUUUUCAACUCACCUACUAAGAAUGAACCUCUAAGUCAAAAUAAAAAGAGACAAGAAAUACCAUACUAAGUACUAAAUCGUGGCACUGUCUAAGAAGCAUAAAAUGUUUUAGUAAAUGUCUUAGACUCAACUCAAUUUUUGAAUAAAGUUGUCAAUGAUGUUCAAUUAAUGCAACCUCCGAAUAAUUUAAAUUUAAAACUCAAUAACAAAAAGAACAUCUUCAAAAAGCAAAACUAACUUAUCAAUCAAAACUCGACUAAUAAAUUGAUGAAAAAUGAGAUAAGUCCCUUGAUCAAAACUAUUACAAAAAAUGAGUAAGAAAUGGGAAAUGAUUACUCAACUAAGGAAGAAGAUACUCAUAAAAUGAUAAGAUACUUCAAACAGUACCUAAGCAAAGGAGAUUUUUUCAGAUAUGAAACAGAUUAAAAAAAUGAGAAUUAGGUGAAGACUAUGAUUAUAUCAAGUGAGAGUAUGAAAGAGAAAUACUUAGUCUAUCGAGAUGUUGUUGCUUUAGCUCCCUGCUUUUAAUCUUAAUCAAACAAUAGAUUCAACUUAUUCGGAAUAGCAAUAUAUGUGACUUAAAAUGAUCAAGCAAGUCUUGAGUUCGCUCUUAAGAACUUUUUAUUUUAUGUUGGAUAGCUUCCAAAAAUACUAAUAAUUGAGAGAAAUAGCUUUGCCUUUGAAUACUACCAAAACAUCAUAAAUAAGUUUGACUUUCUGAAGAAAGAUGAAAAUGAAUUAUACAAAUUGAUAUUUAGUUUGCCAAUAAUUGAAGACAAAGAGGAGCUUGACAUCAAAUUAAAAGAUUUGCAAAAAAUAAAUUUCAAUUAAUUGGAUAAUCUUAAGGAUUUUUUAAGAAAGCUUCAAGUAGACAAAUAGCUUUGGUCCUUAGCUUACAGAGAUGUCCAAAAUUAAAGAAUAUUUACUGAGGAGCUAGAAUGCAGUUAUAGUAAUGAACCUAAAGUAGUGGGAGCAAAUAUUAAUUAAAAAUUAGAGUAGAACUUCAUUUUCAGAGAAUUUGCAUAACCUUACUUCACACUUUACUCACUGUAAAGAUUUAAACUAUAAAUGUAAAAAGCUAACAACUAUCAAUUAAUCGAGACCAAUAUUUAAAUGACAGACUCAAUAGAUGAAAAUCAGGGUAUGGCAAGAUAAUGGAGAGUUGGAAAUAUUGAAAAGAAAUAGCUUGUUUUCACUGUAAAUCUGGUUCCUUCAGGAUAAUUUGAUGAAUUUGACGAAGAAAUAGAUUAUCUAUAAUGCUAAUGUACUUUCAGUUAAAUAUCUGGUAUUCCUUGUUCGCACGAGUUUUGGAUUUAGAAUUGCUUUUACGAAUCAACAUUUCAAAGGUGA
Messenger RNA from Stylonychia lemnae, 2415 nucleotides. NCBI's taxonomy places the organism in Eukaryota, Ciliophora, Spirotrichea, Sporadotrichida, Oxytrichidae. The record is from the annotation of a GenBank genome assembly.